GUAAAGCGACGCUCUCAAAAGAAAUUUUUUCUUUUCUUUGAGAGGAAACGUAACGUGCUAUUUUGUUCCCUUCCGCCAAUCAAAUUUUCGUAUGCUUUAGCAUCCUGAUUGGCUGAUUCACACUUCAAAUGCGUUCCCUUCUCUUUAAACCGGUUAUUCACGACUCUUUCCAUAUUCGUUCCCAAUUCCUAAACGUUCCCGCGGGUUCUCCGUCGACUCCCAACCAGAGAUUUUGCCAUCGGAUUACGUGUCGAAGCAUGUCUUGCUCCUCCUCCUCCCAAACCUCUUUCCCAACUCUCCGGACCGUUACCAUAUCUUAUUCUGAACUCACGGACAAGGAUGCUGACCUGUCAAUGAAAAUUGAAGAAGGAUUUGGACCGAAUGGACUGGGAAUUCUAUCAAUUACAGAUGUUCCAGGAUUUACUACAUUGCGUCGAAAUCUUCUAGACCUUGCUCCUAGAUUAGCUAGCCUGCCUGAAGAAGUGAAGAAGGAACUUGAGGAUCCUCAGAGUAGGUACAGCUUUGGAUGGAGUCAUGGGAAAGAGCAGAUUGAAUCUGGGAAACAAGAUCUGCUGAAAGGUUCAUUCUAUGCAAAUCCACUAAUUGAUGUGCCAACAACUGAUACAUACUUGAUUGAGAGGCAUCCAUCAUAUUGUAGAGCAAAUAUAUGGCCUCAGGCUGCAUUGCCAGAACUUGAAGUGGCUUUCAAAGCUAUGGGAAAGCUGAUCUUUGAUGUUGGUUUGAUGGUCAUAUAUCACUGUGAUCAAUAUGCAUCUAGGGCGAUGAAAAUGCAAAAGGAUGAAGGCCUUAAAGAAGUACUUCUUCGCUCUCGCUGUCACAAAGGCCGUUUGCUUUAUUACUUUCCAGCACACUUGAGUGAUCAUGAAAAAGAUGGUGACUCCACUUCAUCUUGGUGUGGAUGGCAUACAGACUUUGCCUCACUGACAGGUCUGACUUGUGGCAUGUUUAAGAGGGAUGGUGUAGAAGUAUCUUUCCCUGAUAGUGCUGCUGGCCUUUAUAUAAGAACACGGACAGGUGAAAUUGUCAAAGCCAUUUUUGGAGAAGAUGAAAUAGCAUACCAAAUUGGUGAGACUACUGAAAUUCUUUCUCAAGGUUAUCUUUGUGCAACGCCUCACUGUGUUCGGGCACCAAAAGGAAAGGAGGCUUCUGGUGUUGACCGAUCAACAUUUGCAUUAUUUAUGCAACCUGAUUGGGAUGAAAAGCUCAACUUCCCUGAGCAGGUUCAUAUUCAUAAAGAGCUGAUACCAUCAAAGGGCACUCUCACAUUUGGGGAGUAUUCUGAGAUGCUCCUUGACAAAUAUUACAAGAAAACAUGAAGACCCUGUAUACUCUCAUCUACCAGCUUUAAUUUUUAUUGUAUCUCCUAAUGCUAGGUAGGCUUAAUAAUAACAAUAAUCCAGAAAGCUUCAUCUUCAUUUCAUAAGAACGAAACAGCUCAAUAGCUCUCUGGUGCAAUUCGAUGUUGAUUGUCAUCAACCAAUAAAAUUAAAUAGGUAAUGGUUGACCAAGGUCUUCUUUUUUUUUAUUUUUUGUUUUGUCUGUUCGGCUCGGACUGGGACACUGUAAUUUGGGCCAUAGAGCAUGAUCCCAUUGGCCAUUGAUAGUAAUAUUUUCUGUUGUUCAAAGAAAAAAUGCCAAGCCUUUAAGUCA
Messenger RNA from Theobroma cacao (cacao), 1671 nucleotides. RefSeq names its product 2-oxoglutarate (2OG) and Fe(II)-dependent oxygenase superfamily protein. NCBI's taxonomy places the organism in Eukaryota, Viridiplantae, Streptophyta, Magnoliopsida, Malvales, Malvaceae. The record is from RefSeq and is a predicted model, not a curated record.